Molecule: messenger RNA, 633 nt
Organism: Recurvomyces mirabilis
Lineage: Eukaryota; Fungi; Ascomycota; Dothideomycetes; Mycosphaerellales; Teratosphaeriaceae
Exons: 2
Coding region: 1-633 (210 amino acids)
Source: RefSeq, a predicted model, not a curated record
AUGCUCAAGAACUUCCACGAGCUGUAUCCCGAAAGCAUGGCCCACCUGAACCGAUUACGCUUCAUCGAACAAUACGACCCGACAGAUAUUGGCGUGGGUUCCGGCAGUCAGCCUUUCGCCUACGUGGCAGAUAUUGUGCAAGAGGUGAAGUUGGGCGUUUGCGUGGACGAGGUGACGACCAAGGGGAUUAAGAAUGAGCAGUGGAGUGCUAUACUUGAGUUGAGGGAUAAGCUGGCGCCGGAGGAGAAGGUGGGCUGGUUUGUCGUGGUUUGUGGGGAUGAGGAGAGGUGGGCGCCGCCGACGAUCGCGCAGUUGGAGGCUGGGGCGAGGAACGGGUCGUUGAAUAGGUCGGAUGAGGGAUAUAGUGAUUCUGAUGUAGGUCGUACCAGUGGAAGGCAUGUGGAAGAUGUGCUGACACUGUACCAGGGCAAACCACAGUCGCCGCCAGAAGAGCCUGAGCCGAGAGGGCUGAGGAAGCUUUUUGGCUCGAGGUCGCGACGGAAGAGCGUGAAGAGCAUAAGCCGACCUCCGCUACCAAAUAUGCCACGAUCAACCUCGUCUGGAGAUCUGACCCUGCGAAAUACACAUUCGAAUCCUGGCAAGCCGCCACCGAUGCCGGGAGCUGCCGCAUGA